CCGGCGGCGUGGGGCGGAAGGGCUGGCGGGGCCUGAGGGAGCCAGACAAGGGCGACUUUGUGCGGAGCCCCCCGUCGCCUCCAGCCGGGCUGGGAGGAGAAAGGAGGGAGCGAGGGAGUUUGGGAGAGACGGAGGAGGGCAGGACUCGGGUCCUCUUCCUCCCGGACUUGGUUGCAAGGGCUGAGGGAGAGCGAGAGUCUAAACUUUCCCCAGCCCAAGGCGGGCUCCCUCUCCCUCCCUCCCAGCCCUCCUUUCCCUGAAAGAGAGAGAGAGAGAGAGAGAGAGAGGAAGGCGGGGAGGGGGGGUGAGAGGAGGGAAGUGAUGACUAACUCGGCCAAGAUGCUCCCCUGAGUGGCCCAGAAGAGCCAGAAAGAGGCCGGGCGCUUCCCUCCAUGUGCGGCUGAAAAGGGCCGGGGAAAGUCUCCCUUUGUUUUGCUUUCCUGACUUAGUUGGGUGCCUUUCUGGUGAGAGAAGAGCAUGAGAGAAGAAGGCAGAGAUGGAGGAGAGUCUUCUCAGGAGCAGAAAGGAGAGAAAGAAAGGAAGCCCAAGAGGAGGAGGAGGAGGAAGAAGAAGAAAGAGGGAGUCCAGACCCGCACGGUCUCCUCCAACCUGCUGCUCCCUUGGCCUGAAGGGGACAGGCCCACUCCUCCGGCCAACAACAGGCUGAAGACCACCAAGUACACGGCCGUCUCCUUCUUGCCCAAGAACCUCUUUGAGCAGUUCCACCGCCUGGCCAAUGUCUACUUCGUCUUCAUCGCCUUGCUCAACUUUGUGCCCGCUGUCAACGCCUUCCAGCCCGAGCUGGCCUUGGCCCCUGUGCUCUUCAUCUUGGCCGUCACCGCGGUCAAGGACCUGUGGGAAGACUACAGCCGAUACCGCUCAGACCAGGAGAUCAACCACAUGGAGUGCUUGGUCUACUGCAGGAUUGAAAGGAAAUACACCACAAGAUACUGGAAAGAAGUCAAAGUCGGAGACUUCAUUCAGCUGCGUUGCAAUGAAAUAAUCCCUGCUGAUAUAUUGCUGCUUUCUUCAAGUGACCCUGAUGGCCUUUGUCACAUAGAAACAGCUAAUCUGGAUGGGGAAACAAAUUUGAAACAGAGGCAGGUUGUGCGUGGAUUUUUGGAGCUGGACUCUGAAUUUGACCCAUUGAAGUUUACUAGCAUCAUUGAAUGUGAAGAACCAAAUAAUGACUUAAGUAGGUUUCGAGGAUUCAUAGUGCAUAAAAGUGGGGAAAAGGUAGCACUGUAUAAAGAAAAUCUUUUGUUACGUGGAUGUACCAUUAGAAAUACAGAAGUUGUCUCAGGAAUAGUAAUCUAUGCAGGGCAUGAGACAAAAGCCUUGUUAAAUAACAGUGGACCACGUUACAAACGCAGUAAGCUGGAAAGACAAAUGAAUGUCGAUGUCCUUUGGUGUGUCCUCAUGCUUAUCACAAUGUGUUUGUUUUCAGCACUUGGUCACGGAAUCUGGGUCUGGCAAUAUGAUGACAAAAGAAAACCUAUCUUUGAUGUCCCAGGUCGCAAUGGAAAAUAUUGGUCUCCAGUUCAAGCUGCAGUUUAUUUAUUUUUGACAAUGAUUAUAGUUUAUCAGGUUCUCAUUCCAAUUUCUUUGUACGUCUCCAUUGAAAUUGUUAAAAUAUGCCAAGUAUUCUUUAUUCAUCAAGAUAAAGAUUUAUAUGAUGAAGAAACAGACCUUCAGCUACAAUGUCGAGCUCUCAAUAUCACUGAAGAUUUAGGACAGAUUCAGUAUAUAUUUUCAGACAAGACUGGGACUCUUACCGAGAAUAAAAUGGUUUUUCGGCGGUGCACUGUUUCUGGCAUAGAGUAUUCCCAUGAUGCUAAUGCAAAACGUAUAGCUAUGUACCAGGAAGGUGAUUCUGAGGAUGAAGAAACCACACCUAAGGCAGGGACAUUGUCCCAGCGGGACAGUAUUAGUAGUCACCAGAGCCUUAAAGUCAUCCACAGGAACCAGAGCACAAAAUCUCAUAGGCGUACAGGGAGCAGAGUGGAGGCCAAAAGGGCAAGCAUUCUCUCAAAGCAUACAGCUUUCAGCAGUCCGAUGGAAAAAGAUAUCACACCUGAUCCAAAUUUGCUACGGAAAGUAAAUGAAUGUGCCAGCUACCUCGAGAUCAUGAGGACCCAUGACCAACCAUUAUCCCAGCUGUCCCCUGAACUUUCAGACAUCUUUGACUUUUUCAUAGCUUUGACAAUCUGCAAUACAGUGGUAGUGACGUCUCCAAAUCAGCCACGACAAAAGGUUAGAUACAGAUUUGAACUGAAGUCUCCAGUAAAGACCAUUGAGGACUUCAUUCGGAGACUCACCCCUAGCCGACUGACUUCUGGUUCUAACAACAGUAGCUCCUCAAGCCUGGGGACCAGCAGAUUGACACACCGCACUGGAUCAAGUGUAAUUUCUUCAACCUCCACAGAGAGCCCUUUCUUGAAACUAGAAGAAAAGCUUACUAACUCUUCCCAAAUGAAUAACAAUGGCUAUAGUGCCCAGCAGUCCAAAGGGACACUGGGGAAUGAGAGUGGGCCAGGAGAGGGUGAACUGCGUUUUGAGGCAGAGAGCCCAGAUGAAGCUGCCCUUGUCUAUGCAGCCAGAGCAUAUGGCUGUGCUCUGGUUGACCGGCUGCCUGACCAGGUAUCAGUAGAACUACCUCACCUGGGGAGAUUAACCUUUGAACUCUUACACAUCCUGGGCUUUGACUCAGUCCGGAAGAGAAUGUCCGUGGUAGUCAGACACCCCUUUACUGAUGAAAUAAAUGUUUACACUAAAGGAGCCGAUUCGGUGAUCAUGGAUCUUCUUCUGUCAUGUUCUUCAGAUGACCCUAGGGGCAAGCAUCAAAAGAAAAUCCGAAGCAAAACUCAGAAUUUUCUUAAUCUUUAUGCUGCUGAUGGAUUGAGGACUUUGUGCAUAGCAAAAAAGGUGCUGAGCAAGGAGGAGUAUUCUUGCUGGUUAAAAAGUCACAUUGAAGCAGAAUCUUCCAUUGAAAACCGGGAAGAGCUGCUGUUCCAGUCAGCCACUCGUAUAGAGACAGAUCUGCAUCUACUAGGUGCAACUGGCAUUGAAGACCGUUUACAGGAUGGAGUCCCAGAAACUAUUGCAAACCUACGCCAGGCUGGGCUGCAGAUAUGGGUUCUAACUGGAGAUAAGCAAGAAACUGCCAUUAACAUUGCUUAUGCUUGCAAGCUAUUGGAUCACGAUGAAGAAAUCAUUACUUUGAAUGCUGAUUCACCGGAAAUGUGUGCCACAUUACUGGAACAACACUUGCACUGCCUAGAAUCUACAUUUUCAAAGGAAAAAUCAGAAAAAUCUCCUCAGAACAUGACCACAAAGUUUACUCAAAUCUACCUGACAUCAUCUUUGGUGCAUCCUAGGCUGGGCUUAGUUAUUGAUGGAAGAACACUGGCUUAUGCCCUUGAUAAAGCUCUAGAAGACAAAUUCCUUUUGCUGGCCAGGAGGUGUCGUUCUGUGCUAUGUUGCCGUUCUACCCCAAUUCAAAAAGGGAUGGUUGUGAAACUGGUCAGGGACAAACUCAAAACUAUGACCUUGGCAAUAGGUGACGGAGCGAACGAUGUCAGUAUGAUCCAAGUGGCCGAUGUCGGUGUGGGGAUCUCAGGUCCAGAAGGCAUGCAGGCUGUGAUGGCAAGUGACUUUGCAAUCCCAAAGUUCCGGUAUUUGGAGAAACUCUUGCUUGUACAUGGUCAUUGGUGUUACUCCCGGCUUGCCAACAUGGUACUGUAUUUCUUCUACAAAAAUGCGAUGUUUGUGGCCCUCCUUUUCUGGUACCAGUUUUACUGUGGAUUUUCUGGGUCAUCCAUGAUUGAUCAGUGGUACCUAAUCUUCUUUAAUUUACUGUUCUCGUCCCUUCCUCAACUGAUUGUUGGAGUGCUCGAUAAAGAUGUACCUGCAGAUGUAUUAAUUGCUGUGCCUCAGCUUUACACAAGUGGCCAGAACAUGGAGGAAUACCAACCACAUAUGUUUUGGAUGAAUAUGAUUGAUGCUCUUUACCAAAGCCUGAUUUGCUUUUUCAUCCCUUACUUUAUAUAUUAUGAUUCAGAUGUGGAUAUAUUUUCAUGGGGAACCCCUAUCACCACAAUAGCUCUCUUCACCAUUAUAUUGCAUUUGGCUGUUGAAACAAAAACCUGGACAUGGCUUCAUUUGUCAUCUUGUGUCUUCAGCGUUGUUUUAUUCUUCAUUGUGGCUCUUCUUUACAAUGCAUCUUGCCCAAUAUGUUAUCCUCCAUCCAAUCCCUACUGGAUUAUGGAAAACCUGAUGGGAGAUCCUAUGUUUUAUCUGACUUGUCUUAUAACGCCCACCGUUGCAUUGCUUCCCAGAUUUCUAUACAGAACUCUUCAAGGGACAUUAUUCCCAACCCAGCUUCAGCUUGGACGCCAGUUAUCAAGGGUGCCACCAGAUACUCGCAACCAGUUUUUAAACAGACGGAACAUCAAAAAAGAGACUGAUCCUCAUAAAUAUCCCUCUGCUCAUUAUUCUCCAGAAAGCCCAUAUUUCAUUACUAAUGAUUCUCAAAGGGCUUGCAGACAAAACUGUCCUAUAAAUUUAUCUCAACCUGGAAAGGAACUGUGUCCACCACUGCCAAAACCAGAGCCUACAACAGAUUUAAAUAUUCCUGCUCCUCCUCUUGGUGCUCAGUUAUAUGAGGAGAAUGGGAAUCUUUUGGUGGCUGAUAAUGCAGAUGAAACAUCCUUGCAUUUUUCCAAAGACAUUUCAGAGUUUGAACCAACUUUAGUAGAUGAAACAUGCCAGUGGAGCUCAAGACUAGAUCAAUCAGACGUCAGCUUGUUGAACUGGAUCAAAUCAACGCCAUUGUUUAAAGACACUGGUGGUGAUCUGCCUUGGUUAUCCAGGAGUUUACAGAAUGUAAAGCUGGACAAUACAACUCCAUAUAGCUGUAGUUCUCACACAUUUAGAAAUUCAGACCAGAACACUUCCUGUUUUCAGGAGCAAAGGAAAAAGUGUGCAGAUGGCUGCGUAAAAAAUGAAUCUCUUGAGUCAACUUUUUUAUGAUGUGGGUAUUAGAGCAUAUAUUUUCUGUUUGCACAGGAGCGUAGAGUUAUUCUAUUACAGAAGAUGGAAAUCAAGGUACAUAUUUUUAUUUUAAAAGAAAUUUUAAGCACGAUAUGUUGAAAAUAAGAGCUUUAUAUACAGAUAAAAGAUACAUAUAUAUAUAUAUAUUUAUUUUUCAUCUCAUUUUAUACAAAAUCUGUAUGUUUGUUUCUGUUUGCUUCUUUGAAGUUCUGUGCUCAUUUACUACGCCACAGUUGUUGGAUUUCAACCCAAAGCUUAAUGUGCUAAACAUUGGCUCACAGUUCUCAUGAGCUGUGGGCCACUAUUUAAAAAUGACUUUAAAAAGUUGGAGCAAUCCUUAUCAGGUUUCUUUGGAGGUGCAUGUGGCCAUGAAGGAGAAAAAGAGAAAUAUGUGCAAGGAAAAAAUGAAUAGGAAAUCCUACAGAAUCAAAACUUCAUUUUGUAAAACAAUAUUACACUGCAAAGGAAAUAAUGUUCAUAUUUUUCCAGAUAUGACCUCAUUUUUUUAUUUCAGCCUUAGCAGUUUAUAUAUCACAAGAAACCAAUAAAUAAAUGAAGAUCCA
Sceloporus undulatus (fence lizard) is the source of this 5615-nucleotide messenger RNA. RefSeq names its product ATPase phospholipid transporting 10A (putative) (gene ATP10A). Gene Ontology annotation, biological process: phospholipid translocation. The record is from RefSeq and is a predicted model, not a curated record. The transcript has 21 exons. Gene Ontology annotation, cellular component: plasma membrane. NCBI's taxonomy places the organism in Eukaryota, Metazoa, Chordata, Lepidosauria, Squamata, Phrynosomatidae. Gene Ontology annotation, molecular function: ATPase-coupled intramembrane lipid carrier activity; ATP hydrolysis activity; magnesium ion binding. The coding region runs from base 478 to 5031 and encodes 1517 amino acids.